Molecule: messenger RNA, 1084 nt
Organism: Coregonus clupeaformis (lake whitefish)
Lineage: Eukaryota; Metazoa; Chordata; Actinopteri; Salmoniformes; Salmonidae
Product: ferritin, middle subunit
Exons: 4
Coding region: 245-775 (176 amino acids)
Biological process (GO): intracellular iron ion homeostasis; iron ion transport
Cellular component (GO): cytoplasm
Molecular function (GO): ferric iron binding; ferrous iron binding
Source: RefSeq, a predicted model, not a curated record
CGCUCUGUGAGGCUCGAUUUCACUGACGCAUUCCGUUUGGAACAAUAAAUAGAGCGAACAAGGCUUCUUCACCUCCACAUCUCUGGGAAGACGCAUGAAGAAGUUCUUGCUUCAACAGUGAUUGAACGGGACUCUUCUGCCGGAUUGAAAACGUAACACUUGCUUGAAUUCUAAUAGCAACAUAGUCUAAGAAACUCUAUUUUUGUACUGUUCAUUUUGAUAUAAAAUAAGAAAAUCUGCCAAAAUGGAGUCUCAGGUCCGUCAGAACUAUCACCGCGACAGCGAAGCUGCCAUCAACCGGAUGAUCAACAUGGAGAUGUUUGCCUCUUACACCUACACUUCAAUGGCUUUCUAUUUCUCCCGUGACGAUGUGGCUCUGCCUGGCUUCGCUCAUUUCUUCAAGGAGAACAGCGACGAGGAGCGCGAGCACGCCGACAAGCUGCUCUCCUUCCAGAACAAGAGAGGUGGACGCAUUGUCCUUCAGGACAUCAAGAAGCCAGAUCGUGAUGAGUGGGGCAAUGGCCUGGAGGCCAUGCAGUGUGCUCUGCAGCUGGAGAAGAAUGUAAACCAGGCCCUGCUGGACCUGCACAAGAUUGCCUCCAACAAGGUCGACCCUCAUCUGUGUGACUUCCUGGAGUCCCACUACCUGAAUGAACAGGUGGAGGCCAUUAAGAAGCUGGGCGACCACGUCACCAACCUCACUAAGAUGGAUGCUGUCAAAAACAAGAUGGCCGAGUACCUGUUUGACAAGCACACCCUGGGAGGCCAGAGCUAAACCACAUACAAGGACUCCUGGAUUUUCUGCUCUAUUCUGCUGCCUUUGCAUCUAUAAGGAGGAGAAGGUGUUGAGCUGGGACAGAGCAAUGCAGCUGUUACAUUUGACUACACUCUACUAGGUUUGGGAGGCAAGGCAUGUGAAACGAAUGAGUAAAUAGGUCACAAAACUAUUGCUGUGGAGUAAUGGAUGUUGUAUCAGUUUAUUCUGGUGCUUUGUUUAAUACCCAACACAAGUGUACUUUUCACUAAGUAUAACUGGUCAUUUCAAUCUGCCCUGAAUCUGAAGAAUAAAACAUUUUGAGCUGGA